This is a messenger RNA of Peronospora belbahrii, 330 nucleotides long. Lineage: Eukaryota; Oomycota; Peronosporomycetes; Peronosporales; Peronosporaceae. The record is from the annotation of a GenBank genome assembly.
AUGGGUCGUCCACGAAGUAGUCUUAGCGCUGUGGCGCUGUCCGCGGCCACGGGUAUGACAGUGGCUGCUGUAUCGAUGAUGGUGUACGUUCGCUUCCAGCAUCCACAAGAGUUUGCAGAUGCCAGUAUUCGCACGACGCAUCCAGAGCUAUCGGACGAUUUCAACCGCAAGUGGGGACUCUUUGGCACGGGUAUCAUCGACUCGAUGCCGCAGAGCUUUAAGAAUAUGUUUGACGCGCCCACAAUGGCUGAGCGUUACGAGCAACAUAAGAAGAAUCGUGAGCAGCAGAUCCGCCAGACGCUUGAAGAUUUGCGUCCCAAGGGGAAGUAA